AUGCCGCAGUUGGUCCGCCCGUCUGAAGGGAUACCUGAUCUCAGGACCCCCUUCUCCACACUUGGUUAUUGGGCACUCUGCAAAAAGUCACCAGCAGUACUAGCAUCUCCGACAGCUUCUGAGACCAAAACGAGUAGAAGAAGAAUCUGCCAUGGUAUUACUGUGCUCAUGACGAUAGAGACAAGCAGAACAAGGAAGGCGGGAAGAGAAUUGGAGGCAGACAACUCAGCUUACACAACACCAAUUGAUAUUUGGCGAAUGGCACGGAAACAGCUUAUCUGGAUAGCAGAAUUUGGAGCCAUAGUCUUUGGCAUUGUGCCAAGAAUUUUGGAUGUAUUAGUUCUUGCCGGAUUGCUGAUAUACAAACUUAAGAAGAAAUAUUAUCCAUCAGACAAGGUAGAGAAGUUGCUCCAGAAAUGCCAAAUUCUCAUGCCAACACGGUAUUCAUAUCCAAAAAUCAAGAUAAUAACAAGACACUUCAGGGAGAAACUGGGUCAGGGAGGUUUUGGCGCCGUCUUCAAAGGCAGCCUAUUUGACGGUCGUGCUGUUGCAGUGAAGUUAUUGGGGGGGGGGGGGGAAGCCAAGGGCGGUGGACAGGAUUUCAUCAAUGAGGUUGCUACCAUUGGUAGGAUUCAUCAUGUCAACAUAAUUCGUCUAGUUGGUUUCUGUUCGGAGGGCAGCACAGGGGCUCUCCUCUAUGAAUUCAUGCCCAAUGGGUCUCUAGACAAGUACAUAUUUCUUGUUAAUAAUCCCACUAAUCAUCUGCUUAGCUGGGAAAUGCUAUAUAAAAUAGCGUUAGGCAUCGCACGCGGAAUAGAAUAUCUCCACCGAGGAUGUGACAUGUGUAUCUUACAUUUUGAUAUCAAGCCCCACAAUGUUUUGCUCGAUGAGUACUUUUGUCCGAAGAUUUCAGAUUUUGGCCUGGCGAAGCUUUCUCCAACGCAGAACACUAUGACCCUCAGUGGUUACAGAGGGACCAUAGGUUACAUAGCUCCAGAACAGGUCUCUAGAAACUUUGGUGGGGUUUCCUAUAAGUCCGAUGUGUAUAGUUUUGGAAUAUUGCUGCUGCAAGUGGUUGAACAAACAAGGAAGCCGGUUGUGUUUGCGCCUGCUGGUUCUAGCCAAACUUACUUUCCCACAUGGAUUUAUGAUCGGCUGAGUGAGGGAGAUAAUGUAGGAAUUGGCGAAGCCACAGAGAUUGAAGAGGAAAUUGUGAAUAAGUUAGCGCUUGUUGGUUUGUGUUGCAUACAAAUGAUGCCAGCAAACCGUCCAUCAAUGAGCCAAGUUAUUGAGAUGCUGGAAGGAAGCUCAGACACCCUACAACUGCCUCCCAGGCCCUUUUUAAUGUUGGCUGAUGAAAUGCCAAAUAAAGAAUGUUCCAAUAAACUAUCAGCAUGCCAAAGUGAUGUGGAAGAAGGAACCUUUUAUUCGGAAAGUAAUUGCUCUGCAGGUUUUAGUAGUGGUGCCAUAUAAUAUAUAUGGUG
Messenger RNA from Nymphaea colorata (pocket water lily), 1484 nucleotides. Its product is annotated as rust resistance kinase Lr10-like. The transcript is spliced from 4 exons. Gene Ontology annotation, biological process: protein phosphorylation. NCBI's taxonomy places the organism in Eukaryota, Viridiplantae, Streptophyta, Magnoliopsida, Nymphaeales, Nymphaeaceae. Gene Ontology annotation, molecular function: protein kinase activity; ATP binding. The record is from RefSeq and is a predicted model, not a curated record. Bases 1 to 1473 code for a protein of 490 amino acids.